Molecule: messenger RNA, 1431 nt
Organism: Cantharellus anzutake
Lineage: Eukaryota; Fungi; Basidiomycota; Agaricomycetes; Cantharellales; Hydnaceae
Exons: 7
Coding region: 1-1431 (476 amino acids)
Biological process (GO): box H/ACA snoRNP assembly
Cellular component (GO): nucleoplasm; cytoplasm
Source: RefSeq, a predicted model, not a curated record
AUGAUCACACCGAAGUUUACCUGCACACAGGAUGAUGAAUCUGUUACCGUUUCAUGUUACAUGCCUUCUAUUAGGGCAUCAGAGGUGGAGAUAGAUGUAGAUAGAACACAUUUUUCUCUCUACGUCCACCCAUAUUUUUUGCGCCUGACCUUUCCUCAGGCUCUGAUAGAGGAUGAUGAUUCCUACGCGAGAUAUGACCCUUCGUCGGCUUUCCUGAAUGUGAAGUUAACGAAGGAGGACAAAGGUGUCUAUUUUCCGGAUCUCGAUUUGUUGUCCCGGCUUCUCGUUCCCCCAGCAUCCACAUCUCAGAACGCCAGGGGGAGCGACGAUGGAGAUAUUUCUGAGGGCGUGACAGAUUCUAUCCAGGGUUUGACCCUUGGUGGUCGUAAAUCUUCUGCCACACUUGAGGUGUCAUCGCGUCCACUCAUCGAAGUGCUUAAAUCAACUGAUUCUAAAGAGGAAAGUGAAGAUAUGAGGCUUGAGAGGUUGAAAAGGGAGAGGGGAAUUUUCCUUAAAGCUGCAGCGAAUGACUGGCACUAUCCAGCGCCCGAGGCAACGGAGGAUCCAACUAUCACACUCUCCAUCAAGAAUCAAUAUGGUUUUCUAGACGCCUACUCUGGGUUUUUCAAACUUUCCAGUCAAACAGGGAAUGACGUGAAUGAACUUGGAGAUCUCGCUGAGACGAUCGCCCCUUCGGUCCGCACGGAGAUGAGGCUUGCUCAUGAAGACGAGAAAUGGGACGAAGAAUACUACAUUGCUGAGUUUGUAGAAGACGAAGAGAUCCAAGAGAUUAUCAAAUGGAAGCAUCCCUUUGAUGACCCAUCACAAGAAAUAGAAUUUACAGAUGCGGAACGCGACAAGAUGCUCGAAUUGCCUCGGAAGGAAUACUUGCCCGCACCACAACAAACAACGUCUCUUUAUCUCACACUCGUCAGUAUCCUCUUCUCAUACUGCUAUGACUUGCGCACUACGCAGCAUGAACCAACUGCCGAAUCCGCUUGGACCAUCGCCACCCUCACUCCUUGCAUGUCCGCUCUUGACGUCGCUGGUACCACUGUGCUGGUGAGAUCGUAUCGUCGGGCCCUUGCUUUCCCGCUCUACCGUAAUUGGUUGUUGUGUGAAAGGCUGCGCAAGGAUGUCGCCAACAUCCUUGCUGCUGGACAACGAGCGGUGACUCGAGCAUUGCUCGAAGCGAAAAGCAUCCUUGAGCAUAGUGACACAUAUUACGUAUACAGCAAGAUGUGGAUGGAAGAUUAUUGUGUCUGGAUCCAGACAGGAGCCAGUGACGAGGCAUUGAAGAAACUUAGCCGGGAUGUCACUGAGGUGAAAAUCAGCAAAUCAACCAUUGGGUGGCCAUUGGAGGAGCUCGAAGAGGCAGUUCUAGAUGCACGGCGGGGUGAAGAGCCCGAAGCAGACUCAGAUGACGAGUGA